Aureobasidium namibiae CBS 147.97 is the source of this 636-nucleotide messenger RNA. Its product is annotated as Gar1-domain-containing protein. Gene Ontology annotation, biological process: ribosome biogenesis; snoRNA guided rRNA pseudouridine synthesis. The transcript is spliced from 3 exons. Gene Ontology annotation, molecular function: box H/ACA snoRNA binding. Bases 1 to 636 code for a protein of 211 amino acids. Gene Ontology annotation, cellular component: box H/ACA snoRNP complex. Lineage: Eukaryota; Fungi; Ascomycota; Dothideomycetes; Dothideales; Saccotheciaceae. The record is from RefSeq and is a predicted model, not a curated record.
AUGUCUUUCCGUGGAGGCUCUAGAGGCGGCGGCUUCAGCAGAGGAGGUGGCGGUGGCUUCCGAGGAGGUCGCGGCGGCUUCGCUCCCCAAGGUCCUCCCGACCAGGUCUACGAGAUGGGCACCUUCAUGCACGCUUCCGAGGGCGAGAUGGUCUGCACUUCGACCAACGUAAAGAUCCCUUACUUCAACGCUCCCAUCUACCUUGAGAACAAGACCGCUGUCGGCAAAGUCGACGAGAUCCUUGGCCCCAUCAACCAGGUCUACUUCACCAUCAAGCCCCAGGAGGGUAUCGUCGCUACUUCCUUCAAGAACGGCGACAAGUUCUACAUUGGCGGAGACAAGCUCCUCCCCCUUGAGAGAUUCCUGCCUAAGCCCAAGCCCGCCCCAGGCGCCUCUAAGGUAAAGAAGCCCGCUGGAAGAGGUGGUUUCGGCGCUGCACGUGGACGCGGCGGCUUUGCGCCUCGCGGUAGAGGUGGCUUUGGCGGCGAUCGUGGGCGUGGCGGCGCUAGAGGAGGAUUUGGCGGCCGUGGUGGUAGCUCAAGAGGUGGAUCGGGCUUCAGCAGAGGUGGAUCGGGCUUCUCUCGUGGUGGAUCGAGAGGGUCUUUCGGAGGUCGUGGGGGUCGUGGAGGCUACUAA